Messenger RNA from Fundulus heteroclitus (mummichog), 1111 nucleotides. RefSeq lists its product as uncharacterized. Gene Ontology annotation, biological process: generation of catalytic spliceosome for second transesterification step. The record is from RefSeq and is a predicted model, not a curated record. NCBI's taxonomy places the organism in Eukaryota, Metazoa, Chordata, Actinopteri, Cyprinodontiformes, Fundulidae. The coding region runs from base 67 to 993 and encodes 308 amino acids. The transcript is spliced from 5 exons.
UCACGUGAUAGCUGGUGUAGGUCACGUGAGUUUGUUUUGGCAGACUCGGGACUGCUUGCUCCUUCAAUGGCUAGAAACGAAGAGAAACAACAGGGGAAACUGAACAGACUAUGGCUACAGAAAGAGAGAGAGGAAGGACGGCUUAAAGAUGUGAAUGAGCGUCGGCCCAAACUGUCCGCUCUGAAUUCAGCUCCCUCUGUAAAAAAGUGGAUUCCCAGCAUUAAGAGUGAGAUAGAGUAUUACCUGCAGCAAUCCCAGCUUCCUCAUUACCCGGAGCGGAAGAUAGCUGAGUUCCAGCUGCGCAUCGAGGCUUUGGAGAAAGAAUACAAAAGCUUCAUCGCCAAGCUACGAGUUCUAGACCCCACAUGCAAACACAAGCCGUGGACUCCCAGAGCGUACAGCAAAAGGAGAGCAGAGGCCCAAGACUCACCGGCUGCUGUUAAAAACCCUCGACUUAAUGAGCUGCAUGACAAAGGGAGCCAGGAGAGCAGAGGUGAGAGCGACUUGGCAAGAAAUUCACCCAGAGACUUUAAAUCUUUAGCAACCGAGGAGACCUGCAGCUUUUUAGAGACCAGGUUUCAGGGCCUUGUUUCCACCAGCAGCAUCUCAGACGCCUCGGCGGGGCCCCGUUCAGUCCAGGACCAGCCCCUCUCCUUCGACCAGACACGGCUGGCGGUGGCUGCAGCUGCAUUCAGAGGACCAGCUCUGCAUCAGAGUUCCUCUCAAACACAGAACCUUGCCAGGAUGCUGCAGUCUAGCCUUCCAAAUCUUAGUAAGUUUCACUUACAACAAAGGGUUGACUGUAAGAGCAGGAAACCAGAGAGAAAUGAGGAGUCCAUGAAAGCUUCUGACGUUAAAACAGAACAAAGUGCUGUUCAAGACGACAAUCCAAGCCGUGAAGCCGCAUCUGACUCCAGAACCACAGAAGUGACGAGUGGACAUAUCCUGGGACUUGAUUGCUACUCCUCCUCUGAUGAGGACACUAACACAUAGUCAUUUUUCAUAGAUAAUGGUUUUUACUGUGCUAUUAAGUUACCUAACUUAUUGAACUGCUUGAGAAACCUGUUUUUCUUCAAAAUAUGUAACCUUUAUUAAAACAUUAUUUUUCAUA